AUGGCCCCGACUCCAUUGACUCCACCUUCCUCUGGUAGUGAGGCAUCCUCACCCUUGGCUGCUCGUGCCGGAGUGAACAAGAAAAGACUUCCGAGAAGAUCGAGUACGUCGUCAAAGCCUGCAUCGCCGAAGUUCACCUGGAAGGAGCAUCAUCGAAAGACCUUGCUUGUGUGCCGUCAGCGAAAACUACUAGGAAAGGAUAUCUCCAAAGUCUUCAACUUGCUAUACCGUGAAGACUGUAUCCUUGCUGGGUAUGAAGAUGGCAUCAGUCAACGAACGCUUGAAUCACAAUGGCAGGAUCACAGAAAAGUAGGCAACAAGACAUGGCAAAAAGUCCUGGCUUGCUCGGACGAAGAGCUUGAAUCCUCCAGAAGAGAGAUAGACGAGUUGACAGACCAGUCCCCGGACCAUCCUAGCUUGUCAAGUGAAUCUGGACUUCCUCAAGAACAGAUUCGACGCAGAGCGGUCAGUACCUUCAAAACUCGAAGCACCGUAAGCAGAAACGAUAAAUUCCCGAUAUACGACAAGGAGACCAGAACCAGGAUCGUGGACGGCGAAUGCGUUCCUCUCGCGAAGGCAACAGACAAAUAUUUAGUUGUGCCCCGUCGUAUUCGGCCGGAGGAAGCUCACUCACCGGUUCCAGGUCUAUUGUUCAGGACCUACGAUGAUGAUACUCAAGGCGUAAGGGGCCCAAAAGCAGGAGGAGAACUUGCAGGAAAGUUUGUCCACCUGACAUGUCCUGCACCUGAACCGCUACCUUGUGGUAACAGCUGCCUGUUCACCACUAUCGUCAACCACAUAAAUUAUGUAAAAACCCCUUCGGAAGUUAUCAGCACAACGUCAAAUCUAUUCUUUGCUAUGACGCGGGCAGCAAAGUCGACUGCAAACCCAAGAAUCAAGGUGAUUUGCAGUAGCUUUAUUCCCAAGGAGGCGAUCUACCAUGCGCGACCAUAUCAUUGGCGCAUAAAAGGCAAGAGAUGGUUUUUCGCCGGAAAGUGGAACAACUCAACUUAUCACGAGUAUCUUAUAUGGGCAAAAAUUCCUCAAACCGCUGUUCUAUGCGACUUUUCCUUUGCCGAACUGGAACGGCAUUCAAUUGGCAAUCCAUCCAUGCAACAGGUUCUUCGAAUCAACAGCUUACGGUCAGGGGAUGGUAAUACCAAUUUGACAAACCAAUUUAAGAAGGAGAAUCUGAUUCUGUCGUUUCCUAUGGUCGAAGGACUUGCCAAGUUCCUACGACACUUCUCAAUCGACGUUAGGACUCCCUACACGAUCAUCGCAAGGCUUGUCUCUGAAACGAUGCGAGGCUUUGUAAUCGGCCUGCCUGAGACAACUGCAUUAAGAUGGAAUAUGCUAGCAGAAGCUUUUACCUUCGCCCUUACCGCUCACGAGCCCAUGACCAAUGUUUCAGAGGAAACGCUCUACGGGGUGAAAGAGGCAUUCAAGCUGGGUCUUUGCACGAGCCUGGGAGAUAUCAACUGGCAUUUGGAUGCCAACAAGAAGAGAUUGAUGCUUAUGAGAGGAACGCAAAAAGGGCUG
Aureobasidium melanogenum CBS 110374 is the source of this 1539-nucleotide messenger RNA. RefSeq lists its product as uncharacterized. NCBI's taxonomy places the organism in Eukaryota, Fungi, Ascomycota, Dothideomycetes, Dothideales, Saccotheciaceae. The record is from RefSeq and is a predicted model, not a curated record. The transcript has 2 exons. The annotation marks the transcript as partial.